GGUGUGUUGAUUAAUGGAACCGGCAACUGCGGAUAAAUCUACACACCGGAAACUCGUUCUUUGCCAUCGUUGCGGAAGAAGAUUAGACUCGAGAGAUUUUCUCAAGUGCGGAGAGGCAGAUUAAAUGACCGUUGUUGUUUUGGUCAGUUUCCCCGAGUUGAAAUUUCCGAAGCUGCUUUGCCGGUGCUUAAAGAGCGCGGCAUUUUACGGAAUCGAAAUUAUUUCGGAUUUAAAAUUUAUCUUGUUCAGUGCAGUAAUAUCAAUUUCGGUUUGCUUUCCAAAGAAUAUACGGUAUUUAGCAGUAUAAUGUUGUGUUUGUUAUUAUUACGUUACUGUUUGGGUUAAUCUUUGAUAAUUCGCUGUUUGGAUAAAGUAAUUGUUACUUAUUUGAGUCUUUCUAACUACGAUGGAAAAAUGGAUAUUUAUCGUCGCUAGCAGUUGGAUAGUUUGCGGAACAGGUGUCCUGCCAGUGAUCCUUGCCGAAUUUUCUUUUGAAAUAAAUCCGCGACUGUUGAUCCAUGUUAAUUUCACCAACAAAUUCCAAACGCAAUGUGAUAAUGACACUGACAACUGCACGAGUAUAGUGCCGGAGAAAUCGCUGAUACCUUCGGGUGACGGGAACACGAUAGCGCCGACAAUCAAAAUUUGUCAAACAGAGAGAUGCCACGAGCUGGCAUCAUCCAUGAAGAUGGCCAUGAACUUCUCCGUUGAUCCAUGUGAUAAUUUCUACGACUAUGCCUGUGGCAACUGGAGCACUUAUAAUCCAAUUCCAGAUGAUCAGGGAAGCUGGGAUAAUUUCCACGUGGUUACGGAAAAAGUCACAAAGCAACUCAAGGAAAUCCUUGAACGCGAAGAUGUAAGCGACCUUUCCACCUCUAGGCAGAAGGCGCGAACAUUUUACAAAGCCUGCAUGGAUGUCGAUCGCAUGGACAGCCUCGGGCCUUGGCCGUUACUGCAGCUGCUGCGCAGUGUGUUGGGCGAGUGGCCGGUGUUGGCUAAACAGUGGGAUGCCGGCGGAUUUCACUGGUUGAAUGCCAUUAAGAAAACGAAGAAACUGGGACUGGGUCUGUUUCUGGAAUGGGCCAGCUCGUCCGACCCGGAAAAUCCCAAGAAGAAUAUCGUUCAUUUUGUGGAAGCCAGUCUGGGGUUGAACACGCGGAAACUGUACUUUGCACCGCAAUCGGAAUACAUUCGCGAUGCGUACAAGGGAUUCAUUCGCAACCUCAUGGUGAUGCUCAACGAUGAAUCGGGAUUUAUUGCACCGGAUAAAGCGGCACUUAUUCAAGCGGAUGCCGAUGCGGUGUACGAAUUCGAAGUUUUGCUUGCGGGGCUUUCACGGACGGAAGAAGAGCGUCGCAAUUUAUCCUUAUCGUUAAACAAGAUGACAUUGGAGAAAUUCCACGAGAAAUGCCUGAGCAGCACGAUGACCUUACAGCAGCUAAUGGAUUAUAUGGUGGAAAUAAUGCCCAAUUCCACGCUGAAAGAGCUGGUCACACCGGAAAUGGUUAUCAAUGUGGCCAAUCCGGAUUAUUUUGUGAAACUGCACAGUAUUCUGGCCACAUAUUCCCGUGAGCCACAAAAACAACGAGUAUUGGCCAAUUACAUCGGCUGGCGAUUAACGAUGGAAUUUUCCGCCAAGCUAACGAAAAAACUGCGCGACAUUGUCGAGGCAUUUGGACGAGUCCUGGACGGGUCGAAGAAGGAGCCGGAACGCUGGAAAAUCUGCUCAGGAAAGGUCAACGCGGUGAUGAACACGGCGGUCGGGUCACUCUACGUCAAAAAUUACUUUGAUGAAUCAAGCAAACGUAAAAUUCGGUUGUUAGUGAAAGAUUUGCGAGCGUCGUUCGGCGCGGUGUUGAAGAAAGCUGACUGGAUGGAUGAAUUAACACGGCAGCGGGCACUGGAUAAGUUAGAAGCUAUGAACGAAUAUAUCGGAUAUCCUGAUUACAUAAUGGACGACAUUCCACGACUGGACAAGGAAUACGAACGCCUGGAAUUCGGUCGGGAUCAUGCGUACAACUGCAUGAACGUCAACCGCUUUAGUGUGGAAACGAAUCUCAAAGACUUACUAAAAGUCAAUAAUCGCUCUUUGGAUGAAUCUCUAACGCCGGCGGAUGUCAAUGCGUUUUAUGAUCCUUCCAACAAUAUUAUCGCAUUUGUUGCCGGUAUUCUUCAACUGCCAUUUUACGAUGCCAAUCGACCGGAAUAUUUGAAUUACGCUGCCAUUGGAGCAGUAAUUGGUCAUGAGAUUACCCAUGCUUUCGAUGAUCAAGGGUCACAGUUUGAUGCAGAUGGGAAAUUCCAUGACUGGUGGACGUUGGAAUCGCGAGCCCGUUAUGGCAUGAAAGCCAGCGGUCUCGUGCAAAAAUACAGCAACUACGUAUUACCCCAAGGUCAAGUUAAUGGGCUUUUGACGCUGGGGGAAAACAUUGCUGAUUGUGGGGGCGUGAAAACAGCCUAUCAGGCAUAUAAACUGUACGUUCAACGACGAGGUUUCCUGGAAGCAAUUCUGCCCGGUUUCGAAAAUUUUACAACAGAGCAGCUGUUUUUGGGAGUAGCUCAGGAUUGGUGUGGUUCCGAGAGGGACAGAAUGACCAUGGUAUCGCUGCUGUCCUUUACGCACAGUCCGAAGAUGUUCCGGAUAAUUGGACCGCUGUCCAGUAUGCCCGAAUUCGCUGAUUCUUACCGGUGUCGAGUUGGAUCUCGUAUGAAUCCCCUUAUUAAAGCUGCUGUCUGGUAGUGCACAUGUUUUGCAAAUUAACGUAUUAUAUUUUUAUUUUUUGUAACUGAUGUUCAGCUUGCUUGCAUAAGCAGUAUUCUAGAAAUUUAAAGCAGGAACCAUGGAUUCUUAAAAAAGAGAAUCUAAGACAUCAAAGGAAUAAAUAAAAUUAAAAGACAGGCUCCA
Messenger RNA from Paramacrobiotus metropolitanus, 2905 nucleotides. RefSeq names its product neprilysin-4-like. The record is from RefSeq and is a predicted model, not a curated record. Lineage: Eukaryota; Metazoa; Tardigrada; Eutardigrada; Parachela; Macrobiotidae. Gene Ontology annotation, cellular component: plasma membrane. Gene Ontology annotation, biological process: protein processing. Gene Ontology annotation, molecular function: metalloendopeptidase activity.